Lytechinus pictus (painted urchin) is the source of this 5235-nucleotide messenger RNA. Its product is annotated as protein FAM241B-like. Lineage: Eukaryota; Metazoa; Echinodermata; Echinoidea; Temnopleuroida; Toxopneustidae. The transcript has 2 exons. The record is from RefSeq and is a predicted model, not a curated record. Gene Ontology annotation, cellular component: intracellular membrane-bounded organelle. Bases 340 to 816 code for a protein of 158 amino acids.
AUGGGGGCGUGGUCAAAUUACCGACACGUCACUCAAUAUUGUUCAUCGCUGAUGUCUCUGAUGUCAGGUCCCAGAUUUGGGGAUUUAGUACUUAUUACGCGAUUUUUCCAUUUGAUACGAUUACCAGAGAUGGCUCCUACAUUUUCUAUUAAGUUGGAAUAAAUUGAUUGGGAAUUUGAAGGCUUUUACUAUAAAUAAUCCAGCGAAAAAGCAACACGUAAUUUUGUCCUCGGUCCCACAUAUUGCCAUUUAUGCACUAAAAAGUCGACUGCACUGCCUCGUCAAUUUCGUUUGCCUGAAUGUGACGAUACAUCACUAGGUCUAAGAGCAAGUUUAAUCAUGGUACGGGUACUAGCAAGUGGAGAGGUCGUUGCAGAUGAUGAUCCGAGAGCACAAGCAUCAAGAAACCAACAAUCUGGAUCAUCAAGACAAAUGGGAAGGAUCAAUCAUGACAAUGACAUGGGCAAUCAAGGUGGUUAUGGAGGAGGAGGAGCUCAGGGAGGUGGAGCAGGUGGAGUCUCCAUCUUCCAAGUCCUGAAUCAGAAACUGCUCGACGCUGGCAUCCCUCGUUGGACGUUGGGAACGACGGUGGUUGAACCUAUCGUGACGGUCGGCUUCAUCCUUGCCAUGCUUCUCCUUGGAGUGAAGGGACUCUUUCUUGGAGCCAUUCUCUUUGCAGCUGUCAAGUUCAGUGGAGGAAUGGAUGACAGUGGUGCGGGUAAUAGCAAUGCCGGUAGGAAUACCGGUGGAGGGGGUCGGGGCGGAGGGAUGGGUGGUGGCAGGACAACAGGUGGAAGAGUGCUCGGUGGAAGAUGAUGACAGUAGCCUCACCAAGGCGCUUUGUUGAUUAGAAGACAAUUGUCUCGGGAGUAUCGGGGCUAGAGUUCUUGAUGAAGUGAUCAAGCUGUUCCCUUUGAGAUGAUUACAAAUAGACUGAAAAAAUGUGGAGUUUUUAAAGCAUUUUCUGAUUUUUCUCAGUUAUCCUCCUACAUAUAAUGAAGUCUCCCAUUGGAUUCGUAAAGGUAGUGGUUAACUACAGCGUCUAAGGGGAAAAGGGUGAGCUGCCUCACCCUCUUUGACUACUGCUUAAAUCCCACUUUUGAUGGGGAAAACAAAGUGUGUGACGGAAAAGGAACUUCUUAUGGAUAAUCAUCUCAUCAGUAUCUUGAAAUAUGUGAUGUAAAAUAGAAAACAGACAGGGUUUGCUUUGUCGUCAUGUUUCUAAUGCAGCUAGAACAUGCGAACGUGCCAGCCAAUCACAUUCGUGUUACCAUCAGGGCAUGUCUACCACCACCACUGCAAUGCGUAUGGGAUACUUCGGUCUAUGGAGGGAGGGGAUGCCGCGAAGCCAGACGAAGUCUCGGCGGAGCAUACCCUAACUGAAGUAGACUGAUUUUUCGGUCUAGGUUUGCACCUGCUGCACACAUGUUUUCUGUAUGUGUGGUCUCAUCCAAAUCGGUCUAAUUAUACUUAUUUUUCAACCAAUGUACAACCAGUUGUUUACUAAAUAACUAAUUUCCAGGUUAGGCUAUACACAUUUCAUUCAAUAUCUACUUUGUCUAACAGCACAGAAAUUAUUAGAUGAAUUGUUUAUGAACCAAUUAUACAUUUGACAGAGUAGAAAAAUAAUAAGUAGAUGGAGUGGAAAUUAGACCAGCUGGGCUUACGGCCAAAUGAUAUUUUGAUGAAGUGGGUGUUGGACCAAGUGUAGUGUUGAUCAAAUGGCAAUUAGACCCAAAAUAAUUGUACACAAAAUGGGUUUCUAUCUAGAAAGUAGACCAACUGUUUGUACACUAAGUAAAUAAAACCGCUGAGGUUUGUUGGAUUCACAAGCCAAUAUGUAAUAGCUUAAAGGACAAGUCCACCCUAAUAAAAGGUUGAUUUGAAUAAAAAGAGAAAAAUCCAACAAGCAUAACACUGAAAAUUUCAUCAAAAUCGGAUGUGAUAUAAGAAAGUGAUGACAUUUUAAAGUUUUGCGUAAUUUCACAAAACAGUUAUAUGCACAUCCUGGUCAGUAUGUAAAUGAUGAGACUGAUGAUGUCAUCCACUCACUAUUUCUUUUGUAUUUUAUUAUAUGAAAUAUUUUAAUUUUUCUCCUCAUUGUCAAGUGAAACAACGAUUAAUUCCUCCCUGAACAUGUUGAAAUGGUUCAGUCAAGUUGGUCCUUGUUGUAAAAUCUCUAAAAAAUUGAAUAUUGUAUAAUUCAAAAAAUAAAAGAAAUAAUAAUAUAGGGUAUUUAUAUUGCGCACAUAUCCACCUUAUUAGGUGCUCAAGGCGCUCCUAUAUUACCCGGCUAAGCUAGGCGUUCACAGCGCACACAGCUUCUUGAGGAAUUACUUCCUACCGGUACCCAUUUACCUCACCUGGGUUGAGUGCAGCACAUUGUGGAUCAGUUUCUUGCUGAAGGAAAUUACGCCAUGGCUGGGAUUCGAACCUACGACCCUUUGUUUCAAAGUCCGAAGACUAAUCCGCUGGGCCACAAUGCUCCACAAUGGUGAGUGGGGGGAAUCAUUUACUGUCUCAUUUGCAUGUCACUGAGUUAUGCAUAUCACUGUUUUGUGAAGAAUAAGCGAAACUUGAAAAUGUCAUAACUUUCUUAUUUUAUAUCCGAUUUUGAUGAAAUUUUCAGCGUUAUACUAGUUUGAUUUUUCUCUAUUUAUUCAAAUCGACUUAAAAAUUGUUGAUUAUGAAAAGUUUAUCACAAUUAAUUGUCCGAAAAUGCUGCUUUGUAUUACUUUAAACCAGCUCAGAAGUUUGGUACCCAAAUGCCUGCUUAUCAUGGACAAGGUCCAUAGAAAGCCUUUCUUUCCUUUCCCCCUUCCCUGUUCUCACAGAGAUUCAGACUCGGUGAUAGUUAACAACAAUAUUUUGCUGUCGAUAAUCAACAUUGAAAUCAAAUAUCGAACAGCACUAAUUUGAAGGAAUGUCAUGGAGCUGGUUCAUCUGCCAAAAUUUCAUCAUCAUAUGGGCAUUUUCACGGUAACUGACAUUACACGGCACAAUAUUUUCACACCUUUCAUUGUGUGUAUCUCUAAAACAACAAAUGAUGGGAGUUUGCUUUUGAUAGAUUUAAUAAAGUGAACCUUGCUGUAUACUCUGAUACUAAGUUUUCCUAUGUAACCACAUUUUUUUACGAAUCAGCAAGCAAAAAUGUGUCGGUAACUGACAUUACGCAAAAGGACAUGCAAUUUCAGGGUGUUCAUUAAAAUUGAAAUAUCUCAUGUCCCUGAGUAGAUAGAGUAAUAAUUUGAAUAUGUAAAUAUACCUCCGUUACUAGGUUAAGAUGUGUCAAAAUAUUAAACAAUUUGUUUUUGUCUUUUGGGGGCUAUGAUAAUUUUUCCACAACCAUGCUGGUAACUGACAUUACGGUAACUGACAUUACACUUAAUUUGCCAUAGAGAUAACACAUGGAAGUCAAAUGUGUGGAAUCAUUGCAUUGUAUCUUCUGUGCAGGGCUUCACAUGAAAGUGAGCUUGAUGUGGAAGUAUACCCGAGUUUCUAGGAACAUUUCAAUGAAUUUUUUUUUUCUUUUUCUUAAUUCCUUUCUUUGAUUUGAACAUUUUUAUCAUUACUUGUCGGUAACUGAAAAUACACAUUAACAUUUACCAGUGCUAUAUGAUUUUCAAAGGCAUAAUUUUCUUGGUACUUAUAUGUAAGGCUUUUUAAAAUCAUAAAAGUUUCAUAAUACUUCACAUUUUUAAUUAUCAAAAGAUAAGAAAUGUAUGUUUUACUUACUCGGGGGGGGGGGGGUCAUAGCAGCUACAUGUUUUCCUGUAGUAAUUUAAUAUUGCAUGGACUGUACACAUGGAUUUUUCUGACUAUACACCCAUAAUAUAUUCAUCAGUUUUAUAUUGACUUUUUAAACCUUUUCCUUCUCCAACCUCCCCUCCCCUAAAAAAAGGCAAAAUGAAUAAGGGUCUCCUCCCCUAGGCUACACGUACCCCUCCCCGAAUCUCAUGCAGCCAUGUAGUUUUAUUGAUUUCUAUUCUGGUCAGUGCAAGCAAUGCUUGUUCAUAUCUGUCGGAUUUCAAUUCUCUUCAUAAUUUGUUUAAUCAUUUUCUUUGCUAAUUUCUUUUUUAAGCUGUCAACAAAAAAUAAACUCCAGCUUCUAAACUGAAACUGAACUAUUUGUAAAUUAGAAAAAAAUCACAGUUUUAGUAGAUCCAUGCAACAUUGAUCAGAACUGUCAAAUUUCACUUUUCAUCUAUACUUGUAAACCAAAAACAAAAUUGUAUCACACAUCCACAAUACUAACAGGUAUAAAAACCAGGAAUUUACUUUUAGCGAGGCAAUGCUCAAAAGAAUCCUAGAAACUAAAAAAGGGACCCUGGAAAUCCCCUUCAUCACAAUGUUAAGCUUAAAAAAUGUUGCAGAUUUAGGCAAUAGGUUGGGAAAAGUACCCCCUACCCCCCCCCCCCCCGAAAACCAAACAAAAAAUUGUCUAAUACAAACAAUUAGGUACUUGGUAAGUGCAUGUACAAAACAAUUUCUUUUCAUAGUAAUUUUUUUUGCACGAUGGUAAUGCAACUUCCUUCAUAAUUUCAUAUAGUAUUCCUUGUGAACUAUACCUUUUAAAAGUCAAUAGCAAGCUCCUUCUGGUGUGACUUUUAAAGUGAAAGACUUAAAUAACAAGUAUACAAUAUUUCUUCACCAUAAAAUUGACCACAUAUUUGCAUUUCAAUAUUGGUAACCAACGUUUUAUCAUGGUAACUGACAUUACAUCUCGGUAACUGACAUUACAUUUUCCACUUGGUAACUGACAUUACAUAUAUUUAAUGGUACCCUAUGGCUUCAUUGUUAAUUGGUAAUCUUUAAUUUUGGUGUAGAAGGGAGGGGUGUUACCUAGAGAGGAAAUCUACCAAGUUUCAUAUAAUAUUUCCUCUUUUCUAGGAAAUGAGAAAAAAAAGUUCAUGUUUUCGGUAACUGACAUUACAUACCAUAUCACAUACUUCAUCAAUGUUUUUUUAUCAGAUGAAUGAAUUACUGGUGUUUCUUUCUGUGGGAUUUUAAAAAGUGUUAUAAUAGCAAGCUAAAUCACAGGCAAAAACAACAUGAUCAAACCUGUUCUUUAAAAAUCUGUCAAAACAAAAUAUGUAUCAAUAUACUAUUUUCAACACUAAUUUGUAUCCAUACUUUGGCAGCCAUUUUGAAAUAAAAAAUGGCUGCCAGAGUCGGAAAAAAAUUUUGUCUCAGAAACUUCAGGUCUUGUUUUAUUAAAUAACAUAAAUCAUUUGA